Messenger RNA from Penicillium oxalicum, 4563 nucleotides. RefSeq names its product glycoside hydrolase family 15 protein. The coding region runs from base 1 to 4563 and encodes 1520 amino acids. Gene Ontology annotation, molecular function: hydrolase activity, hydrolyzing O-glycosyl compounds; protein binding. Lineage: Eukaryota; Fungi; Ascomycota; Eurotiomycetes; Eurotiales; Aspergillaceae. The transcript is spliced from 5 exons. Gene Ontology annotation, biological process: carbohydrate metabolic process. The record is from RefSeq and is a predicted model, not a curated record.
AUGGCACAGGGAUCUCAUUACAAUGCCAUUGAAGACUACGGUUUGAUUGGCGAUAUGCACACAUGUGCGCUGGUGAGCAAAGCCGGCAGCUUGGAUUAUAUGUGCUGGCCGGUCUUUGAUUCUCCAACUGUCUUCUGUCGUCUUUUGGACGCCAAAAAAGGGGGUUACUGGUCCGUCAACCCAGCCAAGUCGGUGAUCGAUGCGCAUAACAAGCAGCGGUAUCUGCCCUACUCGAACUUGCUGGAGACUCGUUGGACCAACGAAGAUGGUGUGGUGACUCUCCUGGACUUUUUCCCUGUAGCGCCCAAGAAAACGGCCCAGUCGAGUCGACUGCUCUCGGGUUAUUGUCCGUGCAAGGAGCCGGAGACAAACCGAUUCAAGUCGGGGCUCCAGCAUUCGGGUCUCAUCCGAAAGAUUGAAUGUAGCCGAGGCUCAAUGGAGUUGGAGGUGAACUUGUUCCCGGCUUUCAACUAUGCCCGGGAUUCUCACAAGGCCCGUGCCAAACUCGAGAAUGACUUGAGCGCCCACCGACUACAGACGGUUCAUUUCGAGAGUGAAUCGGAACGCUUGGAACUCGAGAUCUUUGCGAGUUCGCGAGAGCCUGACAAGCUGGGGAUGCCCAAAGCCAUUCUCAGUCUUGAAGAGCGGCCGGGCUCGCUGGGGCGAGGGUUCACGGCCGUCAUUCGCCUCUCAGAGGGGCAGGCAAUCCAGUUUGUGCUGCAUAGUCCUGAAAAGGCCGUGCCGGGCCCAGCUAUGAUGGGAGCCUACUUGGAGAGAAUGGAAGAAGAAACCUUUGACUUUUGGACGGCCUGGACUCGUCAAUGUACAUUUCGCGGACACUACCGAGAGACGGUUGAGCGCAGCCUCUUAAUUCUGAAGCUCCUCACCUAUAAACCCACUGGUGCAAUCGUUGCGGCCCCGACUUUUUCCCUUCCUGAGAAUGUGGGCGGAACUCGUAAUUGGGACUACCGAUAUUCAUGGGUCCGUGACACCGCGUUCACCCUGUAUGUCUUUCUCAAAAUGGGCUACAGCCGCGAGGCGGAAGACUAUGUCAACUUCAUCUUUGAGCGAAUCUUCCCUCAUGCGGCACAACAAACCGAGCCGGGGAGCAAACAGCCCUUCCUGCCACUCAUGUUCACGAUUCGGGGCGAGUGCGACAUUCCUGAAGUAGAACUCGACCAUCUGGAUGGAUACCAAGGCAGCAAGCCUGUGCGUGUCGGAAACGCCGCCGUCUUCCAUACGCAGCUUGACAUCUAUGGAGAAUUACUGGAUAGCAUUUAUCUCUACAACAAGCAUGGCAAUCCAAUCUCUUACGAUCAGUGGGCCGCUAUUCGACGCAUGGUCAACUACGUGAUCGGCGUGAGACAUCAAAAGGAUAUGUCCAUCUGGGAGUCACGAGGACAAAUCCAGAACUUCAUCUACUCCAAGGUGAUGAUGUGGGUCGCCCUUGACCGGGGCGUGCGACUUGCGGAGAAGCGAGCCAGUCUCCCGUGUCCAGACCGUCUGCAGUGGAUUCAGGUACGAGAUGACCUAUACGACGAGAUUAUGGAAAGAGGUUACAACAAGGAACGUGGACAUUUCUGCCAGAGUUACGAGAGCCGGGAGGUCCUGGAUGCCUCGAUUCUCAUUGCGCCACUCGUAUUCUUUGUUGCACCGAACGAUCCACGUUUCAUCAAUAGCCUCAAGUGUAUUCUACAUGGACCUGAAAAAGAAGGCCUGUCUAGCGCUAAGCUCGUUUUUCGAUACGACCAUUUGAAAGCUAACGAUGGUGUCGGAGGUGCGGAGGGUGCUUUCAUCAUGGUUACCUUUUGGCUUGUCGAAGCUAUGGCCCGUCCCUUCUUUGGCGUCUUUCCCCCUCAGGCCGCAAAAUACGAUGUUCCCAUUCCCAAUCUCUGGAAACUAGCCCUUUCGCAUUUUGACAAUAUUUUGUCCUACUCGAACCAUCUGGGGAUGUUCUCGGAAGAAGUCGCCAUUUCGGGGGAACAGAUGGGCAACACUCCUCAGGCAUUUAGUCAUCUCGCAUGUGUCAGUGCGGCCAUGAAUCUGGAAAGGCUGGGUCGAGAAUACUUCGCUCAAGCUGGUCAGCCGGUCUCCAACUCCACCAAGGAAAUGUCGUCAGACGAGGAGGACUUUGUGUCCAGCCCCAGCACCCCCACUGCAAGCGCCGAUGCUUUGACUCAGGCGCGGCUGUCCACCGCAAUGGAUCAGUUGCAACUCGGCAAUCGACGUCCACAAUCACCUCCCGACAAUCAAACCGCGCCGCACAAGACCAGUUCUUCAGCUGAAGCUUCGACUGCCUUCAGGACGAGUGAGAACGCCAAGAAAAAGCCAUUAGCGCUCUUGGAUCUACCUUGGGAUAUAUUGAAAGAGAUUGUGAAAGAGAUCACUCACACCGAUGAUUUGACCUCCCUUGCGUUGACCUGCUCUGCUCUUCAUGAUCUCGCUAUACCCUACUUGUACUCACGGUUCGACAUUGUCUGGCCCGAGGUAGUCGAGGACUCCUCGGCAGAUGGCUCUUCGGGGGUGGAUGCGCUGUCCCACGGAUUAUCGACGCUAGUGAUGGGAGAAGGCAUCUUUCACCAACUACCUCAAAUGGCAUAUCCUUCAACCUCGAGCUCCUGCUCACUUUGCGGCUGCGAUGGACGGGCUCAUGCUUCUUCUUCAGGCGCGAACACGCGGAUCACCGAGUGUGCAUCUCGACCCCGGCGCGGCAAUUAUUACGCACAAUAUACGCGAACAUUCUCAAUCGCCAACGGGCCAAUUAGCUGGAUUCGAGAAUAUUCCGUGAACAGGGAAGUGGGAAAAAUGUUGGGAACCCUCGUGGCCCUGGCCGUGGCGCGAAUGGUCAAUUUGGAAGCAUUCAUCUGGGACAUGCCGACAGGGGUGGUCCGUGAGAUUUGGCUGGCGCUUGCAUCUCUGGCCAAUCGACCUGGACAUGAAUGCCGACUUGAGCAAGUUUGGGUCCGCUGGCACGACAAUAAGCAGAAUUUAUUGCGCGCCAAUCAUACGUCUUUUCCGAGGCUGCCGAGAAAUUGGAGGGACACUCGUAUCGAAUACCCGUCACUGUCUAUUCUACCACCUCUGAAGAGCAUCACUGUUCUUGAAAUUGAUGAAACAGCCUACUUGGAUGAACUCGCGGUGUUGAUCGAGCGCUCUCGGACUCGGCUGAUCGAACUCAGAAUUGGGAUCACAUCUCGUGUCAGAUUUUUCAAUGCAUUCCUCUGUCAAAAGGACAGCGACGAGCCGAAUGCUGGAUGGCCCAAACCUGGUGGGGUUCUGAGUGUUCUCUCCUGUGCCGUAGAGAAUGGGGCAUGUCGCUGGCACGAGGCUUCAACUCAAUUCACACACGCCGACGGGUCAUCGGACCAUGGGCUUGACAGCGCAGCAACCUCGCAGCAACCCACAGAAGUCAGCUCAGACAGACACAUCUUACCAGGAAAUGAGAAAGAGCAAUCCCAAGAUCUGGGUGACGAGGAUCAAAGUCACACUCACAGCAAUGUUUCUGUUCCCAUCGGGGAAGGACUGGCCUCUUCUGGCCCGCCAAGACAUGGCCAGCUCAAGCUACGGGUCCUGGAGCUCGAGCGAGUUCAUCUGCAUGCACCGACUCUUUUGGCGGCGAUCGAUUGGACGUGUCUCGUCGCGCUCACCCUAUUGGGUUGCAAGGAUGACGAACAAUUGUGGAAAGCUCUGCGCCGAAAAUACUCACCAUCGGUGAUCACGCCCCCCAAGCGAACAUGCGAUCAAACGUCAAGUCCAGUAGAGUCCAAAUAUCCCCUUAAUUUGAAGCACCUGCACACGGACAACGUUUCCCCAUACCUGAUGCUCUUCGUCAAGGAGUCUCUUGCCCCCAACACACUGGAAAGUGUGUAUCUACACGAACCGGUUCAUCCGGAACUCUCCGUGCCUAUAGAUGCUAUUUACAAAUACAUACUCCGCCGGCAUCGACUGAGUCUGCGCAGGGUCUUGGUUGCCUCACCGGAUCAGUCUGAUCCUGACGAGCCGCGAAUAUGGAUGUUCACACGCGAAAUCAUCUCAUUUGUCACCAGCGGCCGCAUGCCACAGUUAAGCGAGCUCGGGAUGGCCAUCGAUCACAGUAGCUGGCACCACUUUCUACGGCGAAUCCCGAACAUGUCCCAGCUUUUUGCCCUCUACCUGGCCAAAAUCGACCACUCACCCCAGCCCGAGUUGAGAGAACUCGGUCUGCAAAUUUUGGAUAUUGUCAGCAUUCGUCCCGAUCUCAAGCUUACGUACAUCGGUGUGCAAUCGAAAUGCUAUCAAAUUGAGGAAGCCAGCCCUGGCGAUGUGGAGUACGACGCCCAUCAACAUCCCGAUUCAGACUACGAAACUGGAGACCCGAAUGAAGAAUCGGAUCUUGGCGACGACAGCGAGUUGGAUUCGCCAGAACAGUCAUACAUUUCAGAUCCCCUGUCGAGUGGCCUUUCCGAUGACUCUGAUAUUGAAAUUGGGGACGACGGUGAACCGCGCGCACGCCUGUGGCUACAUGAGAUACCCUACUGCGAUGAUAAGAUAUCGAUUUUCAAGGCUCGCCACGCGAUGAUCUGA